AAUCCGCAUAGGCACAGCAGUAUGAUGAGCUGUCCGCCGGGACCGGACACGUACCGCUGAUCUGCGGACCUUCGCCAGAGUCGAAGCUCCGAUCCAUUGUUCGGUUCUCCUUGUAUAAAAUGGCGAUUUUGGCGUUCCCCGAGCCAUCUCAACUGCCUAUUGUUUGUUUUAUCGCUCCCUCACCACGUGAAAGAUGUUGCUUCUAUUCGCUCACAGUCUCUUGGCUACUUCAGUGUAUGCAGUCAACAAUGGUCUGGCUAGAACGCCCCAGAUGGGGUGGAAUAACUGGAAUUCCUUGGGUUGUGAUGUCUCCCAGUCGCUGUUGCUCGAGACUUCUAAGGUGCUGCUGGACAGCGGCCUGAAGGACGUGGGCUAUCAAUAUGUCGUCCUUGAUGAUUGCUGGUCGGAUGGCCGCGACGCAGGUGGCUAUCUUCAACAUGAUUCGAAAAAAUUCCCUAACGGCAUGAAAUGGGUUGCCAAUGAACUCCACGAUAUGGGUCUUCUGUUUGGCAUGUAUUCGAGUGCUGGAGAGAUGACCUGCGCCAGAUACGAGGGCUCGCUUGACAACGAGGAGAAAGAUGCAGAGAUCUGGGCUUCGUGGGAUGUCGACUACCUGAAAUACGACAAUUGUUACCAUCGCGGCCGAUUCGGCUACCCUGAAAUCUCCUUCAACCGUUACAACAGGAUGGCGAAAGCUCUCAAUGCUACAGGUCGACCGAUCCUUUACUCGUUGUGUUCCUGGGGAGAGGACUACGUUCACACUUGGGGAAUGUCCAUUGCCAACUCCUGGCGGAUAUCCGGCGAUAUCUAUGACCACUUCAAUCGCCCAGAUGCCCUAUGUGCGUGCGAUGAUCCUCGAGAUCCCCACUGUGUCGCACCAGGCACUCACUGCUCGGUCAUGAACAUCAUCAACAAGGUUGCACCCUACGUCGAUCGUGGCCAGUUUGGCGGCUGGAACGAUUUGGAUAUGUUGGAAGUGGGACAGGGUGGCAUGACGGACGAAGAAUACAAAGUACACUUUUCGAUGUGGGCUGCUCUGAAAUCCCCGCUGCUGAUCGGCGCCGACAUUCGCCAAUUGUCGCCCCAAACCCUGUCCGUUCUGAAUAACCCCGCCGUCAUUGCGGUCAGUCAAGAUCCGCUCGGUAGAUCGGUGGCUCAGAUUUUCCGGGACCAGCAGGUCAAGAAGGACAAGUACGGGCAAGGAGAGGUUCAGAUCUGGAGUGGCCCUCUGUGGCUGCACGACCAAGUCGUCAUCUUCCUCAAUGCUGCGGACGAGGAUCUUGAAAUGACAACAACCCUGAUUGACAUCUUCCUGCACGAAGGACCCGAAGGAUCGGCGCCACAGACCAUGGAGGAAUUCGACAUUUACGACCUGUGGGCUGACCGCAUGGAUGACUCUACAGCCGAGCAAAUUCUCAACGGAAAGGCGCAAUACAAAAGCUCAUGGUAUAACUCGACUCGGACGCCGUACAAGGAGGGUCUGGCCAAGUCCGACCCUCGGCUCCUGGGUAAGCGAGUGGGCAGCAUUGGCCCAAAGCACGACGUUCUGCGAGCUCAUGUACCACGACACGGUAUUCGCAUGUUCAGACUGCGGAACCUGAGCGGCGGCUCUCCGAGAUAUGCAAUGACGAAGAGUGAGCUUUGAUUUUGUUUGAUAAUGGGGCGAGUUUCAUCAAUGGAAUGUGCAGGUGGAGGCCAUAGAGACAGCACGCUGUCCUCAAGUAUAGGAUGGCUUCAAGACAAGGAACAGGCGUUUCUAUAGAGACGAGAUAGAUGAGGCUUAAUGGGCGAGUCCAG
Messenger RNA from Cladophialophora immunda, 1797 nucleotides. RefSeq lists its product as uncharacterized. Gene Ontology annotation, molecular function: alpha-galactosidase activity. Gene Ontology annotation, biological process: carbohydrate metabolic process. The transcript is spliced from 2 exons. The record is from RefSeq and is a predicted model, not a curated record. Lineage: Eukaryota; Fungi; Ascomycota; Eurotiomycetes; Chaetothyriales; Herpotrichiellaceae. Bases 194 to 1645 code for a protein of 483 amino acids.